UGCGCCUCCUUCCACUGUUCUUGUAGCAUAGGAUACCCAAGAGAGACAAAAAAAGCAACAAAGAAAAAAACCUCUGCUGGCAAUGGCCCAUUGAAUGUCAGUCUCUACUGCUUUUUGCUGUCCCACCAUUUUCUUUUUCGUUCUUUCUUUCUUUCUUUCUUUCCAUUGCUCUCUAGCACUGUGUUUGGUUGUCUUCCUGUCCCUUUCUUUCCCUUUCUCCUUCUUUUUUCUCACACAGUCAAAACACGCAAGGAGAGCUCUCAUAAUGGCGAGACCCCUCUUCUGAGAACCUCAAUGGGGGAUGAGAUUUAGAGGGUUUUUCUUUAUUGUCCUGAUGGAAAUGGACUGCAGUUCUUUGACUGAGUCUGGUGGGUCUACCACUUCCUCCCCUCCCAUUUCAUCGGCUGAAUCACUCAAUGGCCUUAAGUUUGGCCACAAAAUUUACUUUGAAGAUGUGGGUAUUGGAGAGCUUCCCAAAUCAGGCGGUGGGUCUUUCUCAUCUUCUGCUGUUAUUGCAUCAACACCCACCAAGAAACCUAGAGGGGGAGGGGUUGUUCAAGCGGCUCAGCCCCCUAGGUGUCAGGUUGAAGGGUGUAAAGUAGAUCUAAGUGAUGCUAAGGCUUACUAUUCCAGACACAAGGUUUGUACUAUGCACUCCAAAUCCCCCAAGGUCAUUGUUGCUGGUAUUGAGCAAAGGUUUUGCCAGCAGUGUAGCAGAUUUCAUCAGCUUCCCGAGUUUGAUCAAGGAAAACGUAGCUGUCGCAGGCGUUUGGCUGGUCAUAACGAGCGCCGUAGGAAGCCUCCACCUGGUUCACUAUUGUCCACUCGUUAUGGUCGCUUCUCUUCAUCAAUCCUUGAAAACAGCAGCAGAGUUGGAAGCUUUCUAAUGGACUUCAGUGCAUACCCAAAGCUAACAGGAAAAACAUCUGAACGGGUGCCGGGAAGCCAAAACAUCACUGCCAUGGGGAGCUACAUUCCCUAUCCUUGGCAGAGCAACUCCGAGAACAGCCCACCUGAACUCUUCCUGCCAGUUUCUGCAGGUCCUGGAAAUGAAGUUACCGACUCCUCCUGUGCUCUCUCUCUUCUGUCAAACCAAACAUCGGCUCUAGAUGUAAAUGCGUUAUUGAAUGCUGAAGGCGCACUCGUGGCUCAAACAGCAACAGCUCAUGCUGCUGCUGCCGACCACUUCUCGACCGUGUCGUGGGGCUUCAAGGGGAAUGAGGCUGCUGCCAGUAGCAGCAGCUCCCUGGACCUGCCAUCUGAUCUGGGAUUGAAUCAUCAUGGUCUUACCAGUGAUGUCCAGUUUGUUUCUCAUCAAGGUAGGAGGCCAUACAUGGAACUCGGGCAUUCGGGUGCGUUCGACUCCGCCACGCAGCAUCAGCUGCAUUGGUCGCUUUGAUCAUCCUUUAAGUAGUAGGGUUUGAAUAAUUGGGUUCAGUUCAGACAUUCCUACCCCAGUUGGGUUUAUCCAAAGACUAAGGUUCCUUUGAGUUUGCCAUGAAAUUUUUAAACUUUACCAUGGA
Molecule: messenger RNA, 1523 nt
Organism: Cucurbita maxima (winter squash)
Lineage: Eukaryota; Viridiplantae; Streptophyta; Magnoliopsida; Cucurbitales; Cucurbitaceae
Product: squamosa promoter-binding-like protein 9
Exons: 3
Coding region: 302-1399 (365 amino acids)
Cellular component (GO): nucleus
Molecular function (GO): DNA binding
Source: RefSeq, a predicted model, not a curated record